AUGCCUUACGCUUUAUCCGAAUCACACAGACAAUUAACUGAAGGUCACUUAAAGGACACUGAUCCAGAAGUUGAUUCUAUUAUCAAGGACGAAAUUGAUAGACAAAAACACUCAAUUGUCUUAAUUGCUUCUGAAAACUUCACCACCACUGCUGUUUUUGAUGCUUUAGGAACUCCAAUGUGUAACAAAUACUCUGAAGGUUACCCAGGUGCUAGAUACUAUGGUGGUAAUGAACACAUUGAUAGAAUUGAAACUUUAUGUCAAGAAAGAGCCUUAAAAGCCUUUGGUCUUACUCCAGAUAAGUGGGGUGUUAAUGUUCAAACCCUUUCCGGUUCCCCAGCUAACUUACAAGUUUACCAAGCUGUCAUGAAGCCACACGAAAGAUUAAUGGGUUUAGAUUUACCUCAUGGUGGUCAUUUAUCUCACGGUUACCAAACUGAUUCUAGAAAGAUUUCUGCUGUUUCUACUUAUUUCGAAACUAUGCCAUACCGUGUUGAUUUAGAAACUGGUUUAAUUGACUACGACAUGUUGGAAAAGACCGCUGUUUUAUUCAGACCAAAGGUCUUGGUUGCUGGUACUUCUGCUUACUGUAGAUUAAUUGACUACAAGAAAAUGAGAGAAAUUGCCGACAAAGUUGGUGCUUACCUUGUUGUCGACAUGGCUCACAUCUCCGGUUUAAUUGCUGCAGGUGUCAUCCCAUCUCCAUUCGAAUAUGCUGAUAUUGUUACCACCACCACCCACAAGUCAUUAAGAGGUCCAAGAGGUGCCAUGAUCUUCUUCAGAAGAGGUGUCAGAUCUGUUAACCCAAAGACUGGUCAAGAAGUUCUUUACGAUUUAGAAAACCCAAUUAACUUCUCCGUUUUCCCAGGUCACCAAGGUGGUCCACACAACCACACCAUCACUGCUUUAGCUACUGCUUUGAAACAAGCUGCUACUCCAGAAUUCAAGGAAUACCAACAACAAGUCUUGAAGAACGCCAAGGUCUUAGAAAACGAAUUCAUCAACAAGGGUUACAAAUUAGUUUCUAACGGUACCGAUUCCCAUAUGGUUUUAGUUUCUCUUAAGGACAAACAAAUUGAUGGUGCUAGAGUUGAAGCUGUUUGUGAAAAGAUUAACAUUGCUUUAAACAAGAACUCUAUCCCAGGUGACAAAUCUGCUUUAGUUCCAGGUGGUGUCAGAAUUGGUGCUCCAGCCAUGACCACUAGAGGUAUGGGUGAAGAAGACUUCAACAAGAUUGUUUCUUACAUUGACUUUGCUGUCAAAUAUGCCAAGGAAAUCCAAGCUAACUUACCAAAGGAUGCUAACAAAUUGAAGGAUUUCAAGGCCGCUGUUGCCAAGGGUGAUGAAAAAUUACAAGCUGUUAAGGAAGAAAUCUCCGCUUGGGCUGGUUCUUACCCAUUGGCUGUUUAA
This is a messenger RNA of Hemisphaericaspora subhashii, 1410 nucleotides long. It is a transcript of the gene SHM2, whose product is annotated as glycine hydroxymethyltransferase. The transcript has a single exon. Gene Ontology annotation, biological process: L-serine catabolic process; tetrahydrofolate interconversion; folic acid metabolic process. Gene Ontology annotation, cellular component: cytoplasm. The record is from RefSeq and is a predicted model, not a curated record. Lineage: Eukaryota; Fungi; Ascomycota; Pichiomycetes; Serinales; Debaryomycetaceae. Gene Ontology annotation, molecular function: glycine hydroxymethyltransferase activity; serine binding; pyridoxal phosphate binding. The coding region runs from base 1 to 1410 and encodes 469 amino acids.